Tarenaya hassleriana is the source of this 2862-nucleotide messenger RNA. Its product is annotated as pentatricopeptide repeat-containing protein At1g11290, chloroplastic. The record is from RefSeq and is a predicted model, not a curated record. The transcript has a single exon. Bases 177 to 2606 code for a protein of 809 amino acids. Gene Ontology annotation, molecular function: protein binding; zinc ion binding; RNA binding. Gene Ontology annotation, biological process: RNA modification. NCBI's taxonomy places the organism in Eukaryota, Viridiplantae, Streptophyta, Magnoliopsida, Brassicales, Cleomaceae.
CAUUCUCACAUAUCUUCUACAAUAAGAAACGAACUCAGCCAUUAAUGAUAAUGUCUUCUACUUCAGAGAACGAAUCGAUGUCCUUUUCCGGCGAAUUUGUCUCUUAGCGGCAAAAGCCAGUACACAAAAAUCUGGAGAAAAACCCGCAAGACGAUGAACAGAGAAACAACAACGAUAUGAGCUCUCAACUGGUGCAGGCUUCUCCAAUUUCUCCGCCGUUGCCAAAUCAUCAUCAUCAUCGUCAUUUCCUUUCUCAAAGAACAUACAUUCCUUCCAAUGUCUACGAGCACCCAACUGCUCUCCUCCUGGAGCAAUGCUCUUCUCUGCAAGAACUUCGUCAAAUCCUCCCUCUCAUCUACAAGAACGGUCUUUUUCACGAGCACUUGUUUCAGACAAAGCUUGUCAGCUUGUUCUGCCGUUACGGCAGCUUGUCCGAGGCUGUCCGUGUUUUCGAACCGAUUGACGACAAGCUCGACGUUCUUUAUCACACCAUGCUCAAAGGGUAUGCUAAAAUCUCGGAUUUGGAUGACGCUGUGAAAUUCUUUGUCAGAAUGAGGUAUGACGAUGUUGAGCCCGUUGUGUAUAGCUUCACUUAUCUGUUGAAAGUCUGUGGAGAUGAGUCGGAGCUUAGGAGGGGAAAGGAGAUUCAUGGGCAGUUGGUGAAGAGUGGAUUCUCUUCGAAUUUGUUCGCCAUGACUGGGCUUGAGAAUAUGUAUGCAAAGUGCAGGCAGAUAUACGAAGCUUGUAAGGUGUUCGAUAGAAUGCCUGAGAGAGACUUGGUUUCUUGGAACACCAUGGUUGCUGGGUAUUCACAGAAUGGUUUUGCAAGGAUGGCGUUGGAAAUGGUUUCUCGAAUGUGCGUGGGGAAUCUGAGGCCUAAUUAUAUCACUGUUGUUUCUGUUUUGCCUGCUGUCUCGAAUUUGGGGUCUUUGAAUAUUGGAAAGGUGAUCCAUGGAUAUGUUGUCAGGGCUGGAUUUGAUUCUCUCGUGAAUAUCUCGACGGCUUUAGUUGAUAUGUAUUCAAAGUGUGGAUCUUUGGCCACUGCUCGACAGCUCUUUGAUGGGAUGUUGGAAAGAAAUGUCGUUUCCUGGAACUCGAUGAUCGAUGGGUAUGUGCAGAAUGAGAACCCUAAGGAAGCGAUGAUGAUUUUUCAGAAGAUGUUGGACGAUGGGGUGAGACCAACUGAUGUCUCUGUCAUGGGAGCUUUGCAUGCUUGUGCUGAUCUCGGGGACCUCGAAAGAGGGAGGUUCAUUCAUAAGUUGUUAGUUGAGUUGGAUCUCGAUAGAAAUAUUUCGGUAGUGAACUCUUUGAUAUCCAUGUAUUGCCGGUGUAAGGAAGUCGAUAUUGCAGCUUCUAUAUUUGGGAAAUUGGAGAGCAGAACACUUGUAUCUUGGAACGCGAUGAUAUUAGGUUUUGCACAGAAUGGUCGUGCUAUCGAAGCUAUGAAUUGCUUCCAUGAGAUGCAAUCUCGGAACAUAAAACCGGAUACAUUCACAUUUGUGAGCGUCAUCACUGCUCUAGCAGAGUUGUCAGUCACUCGUCAGGCAAAGUUGAUGCACGGGCUUGUGGUCAGAAGUUGUCUCGAUAAGAACGUUUUCGUGAUGACAGCUCUAGUCGACAUGUAUGCCAAAUGCGGAGCUAUUACAACCGCGAGAAUCAUCUUUGACAUGAUGAAUGAGCGUCAUGUGACAACAUGGAACGCGAUGAUAGAUGGAUACGGGACACACGGUAUCGGCAAAUCUGCUGUGGAAUUGUUCAAAGAAAUGUGUAAAGGCACCAUCAAACCAAACGGUGUGACGUUUCUCUCUGUGAUCUCUGCUUGCAGCCACUCGGGUUUGGUGGAGGAAGGUCUUAAAUACUACCAAAUGAUGAAGGAAAACUAUUGCAUAGAACCCACGAUGGACCACUAUGGAGCCAUGGUUGACCUUCUGGGUCGAGCUGGACGGUUAAACGUAGCCUGGGACUUUAUAAUGAAGAUGCCUGUUAAUCCAGCUAUCAAUGUAUAUGGAGCCAUGUUGGGCGCUUGCCAGAUUCAUAAAAACGUCGAGUUUGCAGAGAAAACGGCUGAAAAACUGUUCAAAUUGAAUCCGGAUGAUGGCAGGUACCAUGUACUUCUUGCAAAUAUAUACCGCACUGCUUCGAUGUGGGAAAAAGUAGGACAAGUGAGAGUGUCGAUGUUGAGACAAGGGCUCCGUAAAACACCCGGCUGUAGUAUGGUCGAGAUAAAGAACGAGGUUCACAGCUUUUUUUCCGGGAGCACGAGGCAUCCCCAAUCCCCGAAGAUUUAUGCUUUUCUCAAGAAGUUGAUGAACGAAAUCAAGGGCUCGGGAUACGUACCCGACACGAAUUCAGUCCAUGAUGUCGAACAUGAUGUCAAGGAGCAGUUGCUGAAUAGCCAUAGCGAGAAGCUGGCUAUAGCAUUUGGGCUACUGAACACAAGCCCGGGCACGACCAUUCACGUGAGGAAAAACCUGAGAGUUUGCAGAGAUUGCCACAACGCCACCAAGUACAUUUCCCUCGUGACUGGCCGGGAAAUCAUUGUAAGGGACACUCAGCGGUUUCACCAUUUCAAGAACGGUUCCUGCUCAUGCCGAGAUUACUGGUGAAACAGCGACGAAACAGAUCGAAGAUUGGAUAUGAGGCAGAGAACCACACAUAUCUGGUCGAUCCAUUUCUAAAUGAGAAGGUAUAUAUAAUCAAGUUCAUGAAAGAGAUAGAUCAGUUCUUUGUAACAUUAGUCAUGUAAUGUCAGGGGCCAAGGUUAAACCAAGGAUUUCAAAAGCAACCUCUAGGAAAGACCUCAAGUUUCUCAUCUUUGCAAUUUGAUUGCACGAGCAACAGUUGGAAUUCUGUUUUCUUUUC